GGAGGUGGGGGGUGGGGGUUUUCGGAAACAAAGUUGUUACCCAGGCAACAGAGGGACGCAGAGCUCUCCGCAGUGUAUUUUUGGAUCCUAGAGAGCCACCCAAAAACUGACCCAGAAUAUGGAAUCUGAAAAUGCAGAAGCUGAAAAUAUGGAAUCUGAAAAUAUGGAAAUUGAAACCAUUUCCUCAGUUUCAGCUCUGCAGGCUCUCUCUAAGCUGCUUUAUCCGGAAGAGGAUGACUUUGAGUCCAGACAGUCAAAUAGUUCAUCUGCAAUGGGAGCCAUGGGUCCUGGGAAUAUUGGACCACCAAAAAGAGAAGCGCUUAAAGUCAUCCCUCAAACAAGUGAUGAAAAUAGUGAGCACAUCUGGAAUCCAGAGGAGGUUCCAGAAGGGGCAGAGCACCAUGAUGUGUGGGAUAUUAGAGAAACACCAGAAUAUGAAGUUGUGUUCAAACAGCAGGUGGGAACUGAAGAUAUGUUCCUGGGAUUGACCAGAAAGGACCCUUCAACUGCGUGUUGUAAGGAUCUAGUGAUUAAAAUUAAACUGCCAAAUACGAACCUUUCUGAAAUUGAAAUCAACAUUCAGGAAAUGACCCUUGACCUCCGUACUCCUAAUAAGAAGCUGUUGGCAACCCUUCCCCAUCCUGUGGAAUGCAGCAGUGCCAAAGCUUUCUAUAUUGUUGAAACUGAGACUCUCGAGGUCACUGUGACUAUGAAACGAGAGUUGGAUUUUAUUAAUUUCUUCUGAAACAACAUGAAUAAGGAGGAAAAGUGGUAAAAUACCACUGAUAAAAAACUGAAAAAAUUGGUUAAUGUUUUCUAUCUUCUCUUUAUUAUUCUGACAUAUUUCAGGCAGGGCCUAAAUUCAAUUCUAGUGCUAUUCUGAUCAUUUACAGUCAUUUCUAUUAAUCUAGUAGAAAAUGCUGUUUUCUCAUACUAAUAAGCUAUUCCAUUUUUAUAGUGAUAGCUGGAUAGAAUUUACAGGCUAACCAAUUAGAUUACUACAUGGUCAGCUAAAUAACUGAAAUAUGACCAUGAAAUCGUUGGUCCACUUAUUUCAGUAGUCUGAAGAACUUAAGCCAAUUGAUUAUACCUUGAUACAAUCAGUUGCAUAGCAAUUGGUCAUUACUGUCACCAGAAAAGUUUAUUUAGUUUCCUUUUUGUUGAUUUAGUCAAAUGAUUUCCAGUGUUCUCUGUUUAGGCUCUCACUAUUGUUCUGUAAUAUACAAAUAACAGAGGAUUAUAAAUAGUUUGAUGUGCCAUACUAACAACAUGUUUUACUUGAAUAAGAAAUACUCUUGAGCACACAGUGUUAUUUGGCUUCCUCGGUCCUGUUCUCAGUGUUUGGAUCUAUUUAAGUUAAAAAUAUUUUCCUUUUGUGCACUAAUAAUUAUUAACAAUGCCUUUUUGAAUACUGUGUUUAUAUUUAGUAAUUGAAUUUCUUGACAUUUAAAAGGAAUAUAAAGAAAAGUGUGGCGCAUUUACAAAUCCUGUUCUCUCUCAUUUCCUAUAUUUAUUUGUAAUUGGACAUACUUAUGUUAUGAAUUUGUACCCUGCCUCUUCUGUACUGUAUUGCAUAAGUUUAUUUUAGAAUUAUUUAUGAAUCACUUGUACUUUAAAACUUGUUGACUUGGUCUCACACAUCAUUGUAGAACUCUGGAGUUACCUGGGAGUAAAUUUUGAAAAGAGAUAAACAGCAGAAAGAUGUGAACUAUUAAGGGACUAAAUACUCAAGCAGAUAUUGUCUAGGUUAACUAUGCAGAUAACUGUGAAGCAUCUAGUUUAUGACUAGAUCAAAUAGAAGGAAAAGACUGAGAUUUUGGAAAAAGUGGUUAUGUUAAAACACCAAGCUCUUGUAGAGAAUUUGACUUUGAAAUUACCACCAUGACUUUCUUCUGAGGGUGGGAUUAACUGAAAGGAAGUUAGUGUCUGUGAAUUUAAGUCCAUGGUGUCACAGAAUUAAGAGUGUCCUACUUUGCUUUCUUAACAUCUUUUUAAAAGGCUGUAUUUUAAGAAUUUAAGAUUAUACCCUAAACUGUAAACUCUGGAGUAAGCCUAAGCAGUAGCCAAUAUUUUUCUUCUCUAGAUAGCAACAGGGAGUCAGUGGAAAAUGUAUCUCUUCUUCAGAUGUACUGGCCCUAAUUACAAAGACCAUUAUUACUCAAGCUGACUGAAUGUGUACAAGUUGUCCCUGGAAGAGAAGAUAGAGCAUAUCCAGGCCAACUUGAAUUGGGCUUUGGUUAUGUUGUACUGUAUCAAUUAUAUAAUGAAACAAUGAAAUGUGAUCCAGUAGUUUAUACCCAUCUACAAAUUAUCCUACUUCACUGUCCUUGGCCUCAGAAGUAGCAACUCUGUUUUCGUUGCUGUUUCGUUUUUAAGCUAACUCACAGGACUUUUCUCUCUUUAAAGGGGAAUAGUCCAUUAAAGCAAAUGUAGAAAAAGAGAAUACAAAAGGAAGUUAAAACCACAAUUGUGGCAUAUUAUUAGCCUUCUCCUUCAUGAACUUCUUUACCUCCCUUUUUGGUUUUAUAAUCUCUAGUUGCGUUUGUGAGAAUUCAUUCAUUCAUUCAUGCACUCAUUAAUGCAUUCUUUCAACAAAUAACCACUGAGCAUUUACCACAUGCCUGGCCCUAUGUUACGUGCUGGGCAUAUAGCAAUGAUCAAACCAGAUGUGGUCCCUGUCCUCAUGGAGCAAGUAGUUUAGCAAGGGAGACCAACAAUAACCAAGUAAACACAUAAACACAUAUUUUCAAGUUUAUUAGUAGUAUGAAGGAAAACAAUGCGUGCUUUGAGAGUAUCAGAGAAACCAAACCUAGUCUGGGGAAGGAGGUCAGAAAAGGCUCCCCUAAGGAUUUCAUACUCAGCUUAAACAUGGAGAAUACCUAGGAUUUAGCCAGGCAAAGAGAGUGUUGAGGGAAGGAGGGUGGUAGGGCUUCUAGGUGCAAGGAGUAGCAAAUGUGAAGACCCAGGAUGGAAAGAACCUGGAGCGUAGAGUUCAAGGAAAUUAAAGCCUGUGUGGUUGAAGUAGAAUGAAUCUGGCAAGUGUGACUGGAGGUAAGGUUGGAAAUGUAGGCUGGAGCAAUGUCAUGUAGAACCUUACAGGCUAAGGUUAGGAACUUGAAUUUUAUUCUAAGUUCUUUGGAGAAGAGGAUGUAUUUGGAGGCAAGAAUGAAAAUGGGGAGACCACUUAGGAGGCUAUUGCAAUAGCCCAGGCAAAUUAUUAUUCUACACUUCAUCCUAAGUAAAAUUCAUUUGAUUUUUUUCUAAUUAGAAAAAAAGUACAUGCUUACAUGAUCCAAGUAGGAAACUUUAACAAUACAGAAAAGCUCUUUAAAAAUAAAGCAAAAUUUAAAAUCACCUGUAAGCCAACAAACCAUAAAUAACCACUCUUAACCAUUUUUAGUGCCUCUUUCCAACUUUUUCUUUCAAUGCAUAAGACAGAUACCAGUUUUCCCCCAAAUAUGAUGAUAACACACAAACUGGCUUUAAAACCUACUUUCUUUUAAUUUCCAAGUAUAUUCUUUUUUAUUAUCUUUUUGUUUCUGGGAAUUCUAAUUGUAUUGCACUGUGAUAAAAAAGUGUGAUAAAUGAAUGAUCCAUGUGUAGUUUUAAAGAAUGAGUAUUCUGUAAUUAUUGGGCACAGAAUUCUAUCUAUAUAUAUCAACUCAAGUUUUUUUAAUAUUUUAAUUUUAUUGGAGUAUAGUUUAUUUACAAUGUUGUGUUUCAACUCGUUUUUCUUUUUAAAACUGUGUUGUUCAGAUCUUCUACAUUCUUGUUAAUUUUUGGCCUGCUUUCUGUAUCAACAUGAAGAGGUGUAUUAUCGAUAAAAUUUACCAGUGAUGAUAGAUUUGUUCAUUAUCUCCUUGUAAUUCUGUCAAUUUUUGCUUUAUGUUUUUUAAGGCAAUAUAUUUAGCUGCAGACAGACUU
Messenger RNA from Balaenoptera musculus (blue whale), 3924 nucleotides. RefSeq names its product dynein axonemal assembly factor 6 (gene DNAAF6). Bases 119 to 745 code for a protein of 208 amino acids. Gene Ontology annotation, cellular component: cytoplasm. Gene Ontology annotation, biological process: axonemal dynein complex assembly; flagellated sperm motility. The transcript has 7 exons. The record is from RefSeq and is a predicted model, not a curated record. Gene Ontology annotation, molecular function: protein-folding chaperone binding; dynein intermediate chain binding. NCBI's taxonomy places the organism in Eukaryota, Metazoa, Chordata, Mammalia, Artiodactyla, Balaenopteridae.